UCGGCGCCAUUUUUCACCAUGGAGGCCGAGCCCGCAGCGCAGAAACCGCCGAGGCGGAGACGGGGCAGGGUCAGCGCCCCCCGCUCGCCACAGGGGGACAGCGGGGACCGGGAGGCCGCGUCCUGCAGCCGGUACCCACUGAGGCGAGGCAGCUCAUUCACGUUUCUGACUCCAGGACCGCACUGGGACUUCACCCUGAAGAGGAAACGGCGAGAGAAGGACGAUGAUGUGGUCAGUCUUUGCAGCCUUGACUUUAAGGAGCCAAGUAAUAAGCGGGUUCGGCCUUUAGCAAGGGUGACAUCCCUGGCGAACUUGAUCUCUCCUGUAAGAAAUGGUGCAGUUCGGCGCUUUGGGCAGACGAUACAGUCGUUUGCCCUUCGUGGGGACAGCAAGUCUCCUAGCUGUGCCCAGAAGUCAUGUAGCAGAUCCGCUGCUCCUACUCCUCCUAAAAGAAGAAACAGCGUGCUUUGGUCUGAGAUGUUAGAUGUCAACAUGAAAGAGUCCCUGAGCACCAAAGAAAUCAAGCGCCAAGAGGCCAUAUACGAAAUGUCUAGGGGAGAGCAGGACCUGAUCGAAGACCUGAAGCUUGCCAGAAAGGCCUAUCAUGAUCCCAUGCUGAAACUCUCCAUCAUGUCUGAGGAGGAGCUCACCCACAUAUUUGGGGACUUGGAUUCUUAUAUUCCUCUGCAUGAAGACUUGUUGGCAAGUUUAGGAGAAGCAACAAAACCAGAUGGAACAGUGGAGCAGAUUGGACCCAUUCUUGUCAAGUGGUUGCCACGACUCCAUGCCUACAAAGGUUACUGCAGCAAUCAACUGGCAGCCAAAGCACUUCUGGAUCAGAAGAAGCAGGACCGGAGAGUGCAGGACUUCCUUCAGCGCUGUCUUGAGUCUCCUUUCAGCCGCAAGCUAGACCUUUGGAGCUUCUUGGACAUUCCUCGAAGUCGACUGGUCAAAUACCCACUUCUCCUCAAAGAGAUCCUGAGGCACACUCCCAAAGACCAUCCCGAUAUCCAGAUUCUGGAAGAAGCCAUAUCUAUCAUCCAAGGAGUCCUCUCUGACAUCAACCUGAAGAAGGGGGAGUCAGAGUGCCAAUAUUACAUCGACAAGCUGGAAUAUCUGGAUGAAAAGCAGAAGGACCCAAGGAUUGAAGGCAGCAAAGUUUUACUGUGCCAUGGGGAGCUGAAGAAUAAAAAUGGACAUAAACUCUAUGUCUUCCUCUUCCAAGACAUCCUGGUUUUGACCCGGCCGGUCACUCGCAAUGAGCGUCAGGCCUACCAAGUGUACAGGCAGCCCAUUCCGGUCCAGGAGCUUAUCCUUGAGGACUUGCAGGAUGGUGAUGUGAAAAUGGGAGGAUCCUUUCGAGGAGCUUUUGGCAAUGCUGAUAAAGCUAAAAAUAUCUUCCGAGUUCGUUUCCAAGAUCCCUCCCCAGGCCAGUCGCACACACUGCAGGCCAAUGAUGUCUUCCACAAGCAGCAAUGGGUGAACUGCAUCCGAACCGCCAUCGCUCCCUUCCAGCGGACUGCUGCCGCGGCAGAGCUGACGGAGCUGCCAGAGCUGAGCGAAGAGUCGGAGGAGAACAACCCCUCUGCGCCCAACGUCAGAGCCCAGAAGAGGCAGUCUGCCAUGUCUGGCAUCACCGAGAUGGAGCUAGAUGAAAGCACAUCCGAACGCAGCUCCAUCCUGGACUCAGAGGAGGCCAAGGGCCUGAAAACACACAGAACAUCAUCUGGGCACAGAAAAACAAGGGAGAAGCAGCUAAGUGGCAAGCGGAAAGAAACGCUGGUGUAAAAGAAGGGCCCGGUGACAUCCUGGGGGAGGACUGUUUAUUUAUAAAUAACGUGUACAUUUCUCUUUGUAAUGUGAGCAUGGUUGGAUCUGCUCUACCGACCAGAACUGGUUUGGGGUUGGUGUUGUCAUGGCAGCUACUGGUAUACAGGUAACACUGCUGAACUGGGGUCUGUUUUUGCAAACAUGGCCCCUUUGAACCUGGGUUUGACACUGCGAGUCAGGGAUUCGGAGCUCUGCCCGUGGCACAUUUGAAAAGCGCACUUUGGUUUCUAGAAGAUCUUCACAUGCGGCAGUUGAGGUUGGAAAACACGGGAAUGGGGGCUGUUGCCACCAGCUUGGCAGCGCCGCUCUUUUCCAAGGGUGGAAUUGGCACCACGAGGCUCAAAACACAAACGUAUGUUUCCUUCUUGUCUCACACAGCAUGUGAGUGGGGAAAAAAAAAACCAGACCCUAUGUUCAGCAGGUUCUCAAUUUCCCUACUGGAAUCUUUCACUGAGUGUGUCCUUUGUACAUUCCUCAUUUUCACUCUUGUAACCUGACAGAUAUUUAAGUUUUUUAGUUGGUUUUUUUUUUUUUAAUUUGUUUGGGGGGUUUUGGUUUUUUCUUUGUUGGUUUUUUUUCUUUUUUACUUUUGUAUUUCAUUGUUCAGACUUGGCAUUUUCUUCCAAGUACUCUAUCCUUGCUCGGAGAUGUGCGUGUCUAGAACUCUUUCUCGCAUCACUCCGCAGCUCCACGGAGCGCAGGCGAGCCACAGCGUUGAGAGCCUGAUGGGCUGAGAGGAGACGCUCAGUGUACCCCGUUAUGAGUGGCUCGUGUGCGCUCCGGCUUACUGAAAGAGAACUGCAUCACUCAUGGGGGUCGGGAAGUUCUAGGAAUGUUGUAAAGGGUUUGGGGAGGGAGAGAAGCAGCAGCUAGAGGGGAGUAGUGGGGAGUGCAGGUAGAUUUUUUUGUUCCUGUUGCCUUUUGGAAAUGAAAUGCCUUCUGCAGUGAGGCAAGACUGGAGGCAACCAAGGGGUUCUUGCAUGUGGUAGAAAGGUAGAGAAGAGAGAGUGUUUGAAGCUGAUGAGGUAGAAGGACAGAGAUAGGGGUUGUAUAUUCUCGGAAUGGUGACACUGCCAUGUUCUAGCGGUCCAAAGAUUGGUGUGGGAGAUGCCAGCUCAGUAACGGCGCUGCAAAGGGAUACAGGAAGUGGUGACAGCUUUGAGCAAAGCCAACAGGUCCUUCCUGUCCUUUGACAGGGUUAGGACAGCGAUCCAUGAUCCUUGGGCACCUGCAGUAUGUGCUUGAGGGGCCAUAACUCGUGUGUCGAGGGCCACUGCCUGUCAUGUCUGGCCAGUAAAGUUGGAAAUGGGAAGAGGGUGUACAUAGACACGGACGGGUGGUUCUCUGUAAAUGGAUUGUACAGUUUCCAGUGCCAAGUAUGAUUAAAUUCCUG
Molecule: messenger RNA, 3223 nt
Organism: Cuculus canorus (common cuckoo)
Lineage: Eukaryota; Metazoa; Chordata; Aves; Cuculiformes; Cuculidae
Gene: NET1
Product: neuroepithelial cell transforming 1
Exons: 12
Coding region: 19-1788 (589 amino acids)
Biological process (GO): intracellular signal transduction; positive regulation of Rho protein signal transduction
Molecular function (GO): guanyl-nucleotide exchange factor activity
Source: RefSeq, a predicted model, not a curated record